This is a messenger RNA of Peromyscus californicus insignis, 2068 nucleotides long. It is a transcript of the gene Msmo1, whose product is annotated as methylsterol monooxygenase 1. Gene Ontology annotation, molecular function: C-4 methylsterol oxidase activity; iron ion binding. The record is from RefSeq and is a predicted model, not a curated record. The transcript is spliced from 6 exons. The coding region runs from base 294 to 1175 and encodes 293 amino acids. Lineage: Eukaryota; Metazoa; Chordata; Mammalia; Rodentia; Cricetidae. Gene Ontology annotation, biological process: sterol biosynthetic process.
AUUCCCUGGAACUGGAGCUACAGAUGGUUGUGAGCCACAGUGCAAGUGCUGGGAAUUGAACUUGGGUUCUUUGUAAGAGCAGCAAGUGUUCUAAAUGGCCGACUCCAGUUUCCAGUCCCACGUAUAUGUUCUUUGAAUGAAGGAAGUGGUUUCAUGUCUGUGAAGGACAUGGACUGAGAAAGGACAAAGGAGAGACAUGUCCUUGGUGAGAUAAGAACAUAGGAAGACUUGAAAAGAAUGAGGACAAACUGUGAGGCCAGCAGAAAUAAAAGGCUCCUCACAGAGAUUUGAAAAUGGCCACAAACAAAAGCGUUGACAUCUUCAGCUCAGCGUCGCUGGCUGUGGAGUAUCUGGAUUCCCUGCUGCCUGAGAACCCUCUGCAGGAGCCCUUUAAGAAUGCUUGGGGCUACAUGCUGGAUAACUAUACAAAGUUCCAGAUCGCAACCUGGGGGUCCCUCAUAGUUCACGAAGCCAUCUAUUUCUUGUUCUCUUUGCCUGGAUUUUUAUUCCAAUUUAUCCCUUACAUGAGAAAGUACAAAAUUCAAAAGGAUAAACCAGAAAGCUUGGAAGGCCAGUGGAAGUGUUUGAAAGGACUUCUCUUUAAUCAUUUUUGUAUCCAGCUGCCUAUGAUUUGUGGAACUUAUUAUUUUACAGAGUUUUUCAGUAUUCCUUAUGAUUGGGAAAGAAUGCCAAGAUGGUAUAUGAUUUUGGCAAGGUGUUUGGGCUGUGCUGUCAUUGAGGAUACCUGGCACUAUUUCCUGCAUAGGCUCCUCCAUCACAAGAGGAUUUAUAAAUACAUUCAUAAAGUCCACCAUGAGUUUCAGGCUCCAUUUGGAAUUGAAGCAGAAUAUGCACAUCCUUUAGAAACCAUAAUCCUCGGGACUGGAUUUUUCAUUGGAAUUGUGCUUUUGUGUGAUCACGUAAUUCUCCUUUGGGCAUGGGUGACAGUACGUUUGCUGGAAACUAUCGAUGUCCAUAGUGGUUAUUACAUUCCUAUCAACCCGUUGAACUUCAUCCCCUUUUAUACGGGUUCUCGGCACCACGAUUUCCACCACAUGAACUUCAUUGGGAAUUACGCAUCCACCUUCACAUGGUGGGAUAGACUCUUUGGAACAGACGCCCAGUAUCAUGCCUAUAAUGAAAAGAUGAAGAAGCUUGGGAAAAAGACUGAGUGAAUUCCCCUCAUACACCUCUUGGAGAUAUGUUUCCUCAACUGGAGCUAGUAACUAACAUUGCUUCUGGGGAGCAGAAAUAAGCACGAGACUUGGCUGCUAAGUGAUAAAAAGAACAUUAACGCCCUUUAAUUAUCUUCCAGAUGGGAACUUUUCUACUUUACAUUCAAGUUCUGUAUAUGUGGGAAUAAAUAAAUAUAUAUAUUUAAGUACAGUUUUCAUGAGGUUUUAAAGGCCAUAUUGCUUAACCGCAUCAAAAGGUUUCAGGUGUUGGGGGAAGUAUUAAUGUGCAACUUAUCACUUCAUGCCACCCGCGGCUGAAGUUGACAUUGCCUUUUAAGCCUUUUACAUACGCUGGUCAGUUCAAAAAUUUUCUCAACAGUGAUGAUGGCCUUCUAGUUGACUUUAGACAUAGUGUUUUUUAGAAUUUACCCAAAUGAAAAUAUUGUGAAUUGAAUCUAUCAGCUGACAGAGCGAGUGACUGAAACCCCAUUCUGGUCUGGGGCUGACCAAUUUAGGACUAUUCUUUCUGUGAAGGAUUAUUUGAUUGUAGUAACUUUAUCUUGUAAAUUGACUCAUUUCCUACGUGAUGUAUAUAGAAUAUUAUAGUCUAAAAGAUUUUCAAAUUACUUGAGGUGUUUUUUAAACUGAGAGCUCAUUUCCGCUGUCGACCCUUGUUUUCAUGUGUCAAGUGUUCAUUGAAGUCGCGUCGUGAGCUUUGUGAAUUGACUUCUCGACUGGCACCCAGAGCUGUUGAAAUAAAUGUGAUUUUUGUCUAAGUCUCUGGUUUUCAGUUGUGAAGAUUAGCUGUCAUGUUUUAUUCUUAUAAGGAAAAGCACAGAAAUCAUUAAAGGAAGCUUUACAAUAAAGGAAUGAUUCCAUUUUUUACUUGCUAA